GUGGUGGGGCACGCGGGCCCGUCGAGGUGUUUAUAGUGAGUGUGGCGCACGCCGGCCUCAGUUCUCUCACCGCAGCACCGCCGCCAUGAAGUCCGCCGUGCUCGUCGCCGUCCUCGCCCUGGUGGCGUCCGCCACCGCCGCCGCCACCAAGGGGGGUGUCCGUCUGCCCGAGUACUUCCCCACGGCGUGCGCGCGCAACGCCCCUGACCUCAACGAGUGCAUCCGCAAGAACAUGCAGUUUGUGAUGCCGCUCUUCGCCAAGGGAGAGAAGCUGUUCGACAUGGAGCCCAUCGAACCCAUCGCCGUGAGCGACGUGCGCGUGCAGCUGCGACGGGAGCCGUUCGACUUCCACGCCGUGGCGAGGAACAGCAAGGUGUACGGCGCGUCGAGCGUCGUGGUGCGCGCGGCCAGCGCCCAGCUCACCGACUCCAGCCUGGACAUGGCACUCGACAUCCACAUCCCCACCAUGUUCAUUGAGGGCGACUUCAAAAUCGAGGGCAAGAUUGGCAGCUUCCCCUUUGCGGGUCGUGGACCCUGGAACGUGACCAUCACCGACCUGGAAGCCAACUGGCACCUGAUGGGCGAGACCGUCGACAAGGAGGGUGAGAAGUACAUGCAGAUCAAGAGGUUCAUCCCUACGUACCGAGUGGGCGGCAUGAAGGCCAACGCGGAGAACCUCGUGGAAGGCGCUCCUGAGCUGACCAACCUGGCCAUGAACCUGAUCAACCAGUACUGGGAGCCCGUGCUCACCGCCAUGAUGCCAGCCACCCGCAACGAGCUCGAGCGCCACUUGAAGAGGAUGGCGUCGAGCGUGUUUGACAGCGUGCCUUACAAGCAGCUCUUCCCCGUGGCCUAAAGAGGCAGCGGUGUAUGUCGUUUGUAAACACUGUGAUCGUCUCUUGCCAAACAGUUUGUUCCCCAUGAACAUUUCUAGUGUUAUCUAUGUUACGUUUUGAUGUUCACUUCACUUCACUGCCGCCUAUUCAUUGUCAACUACUUUAAAAAAAUAAAUCUAAUGGAAAACUCA
Molecule: messenger RNA, 1027 nt
Organism: Frankliniella occidentalis (western flower thrips)
Lineage: Eukaryota; Metazoa; Arthropoda; Insecta; Thysanoptera; Thripidae
Product: circadian clock-controlled protein daywake
Exons: 5
Coding region: 86-856 (256 amino acids)
Source: RefSeq, a predicted model, not a curated record